Molecule: messenger RNA, 1569 nt
Organism: Pyrenophora tritici-repentis Pt-1C-BFP
Lineage: Eukaryota; Fungi; Ascomycota; Dothideomycetes; Pleosporales; Pleosporaceae
Product: CcmB, ABC-type transport system involved in cytochrome c biogenesis, permease component
Biological process (GO): transmembrane transport
Cellular component (GO): plasma membrane
Molecular function (GO): transmembrane transporter activity
Source: RefSeq, a predicted model, not a curated record
AUGGGUUUGGGCAUUCUAGACGACCGCCAUAUGGCAGCCCCUCCGGGUACAUCUACCAUCAACGACCCAGGGCCGGAGAUUGACUCCAAGGUGGAUACGAGCCAUUUCAAGCGUGACGGCGACACCAUCCUACAACCACAGCCAUCUGAUAGCCCCAACGAUCCGUUAAACUGGUCACCUCUCAGGAAGGAAUGUCUCAUGUGGUUUCUUGCUUUCAGUUCGGGAGUCACAACAUCUCUCGGCCCAAUGGUGUCACCAGCUCUCCCACUCCUCGCCGAAAAGUACAAAGUCAGCAUCGACAUGGUGGCAAGUCUGCUCAUUGGAUUCGUCGCCUUCUGGAUCGGCUUCACGACUUUCUUCACGGCAGCUGGAGCAAAUGUCUGGGGCAAGCGUCCGUUCUUCGUUAUCUCGACAGCCGUACUGCUCGGUACCUGUGUGUGGGGGUUCUUCACUGGGUCAUUCGUUUCUCUAGCCGUUAUGCGUGUUGUCCAGGGUAUCGCAUCAGCUCCUCUCGAGACCCUCGUCACUUCCACCGUUUCAGAUAUGUACUUUGUUCAUCAGCGUGGUGCUCGUAUUGCAGUAUGGGGGUGCAUGUUGGCCAGCGGUGUUCUUCUCGGUCAAACUAUCUCAGGAGCGAUCAUCCAGAACAUCUCCUUCGAGGCAACCUUUGGUGUUGCAGCCAUCGUUUUCGUCCCCAUCAUGUUCGGCAUGUAUUUUUUCGCCCUCGAAACUAGCUACUACAGCGAGCGCCCCAGUGGCGAGAAAAAGGUUGCCGGCGACGAGAAGCGCACUUCUUUCAUGGAAAUCGAGGAAGACAGAGUGACCUAUGCUAGCCAACUAGCCCUUUUCCGCGGUCGCUUGUCGAAAGAGUCUUUCUGGAAGAACGUUUGGAAGCCAGUCCCGCUCAUCGCCUUCCCAGCCGUGCUAUUCAGUACUAUCGUCUACUCAACUGGCUUCUGCUGGCUCCUCACCUUCUCCGUUCUCUCCGUGAACGUCUUCUCCGCACCUCCCUACAAGCUAAACCCGCUUCAAAUCGGCCUCACCAACCUUCCCCUCCUCGGCGUCGCGCUCAUCUCCUCACCUCUCUCUGGCUGGUCCGCCGACGCAAUCGCAAAAUUUAUGGCCCGCCGCAACAAAGGUGUCUUUGAGCCUGAAUUCCGCCUCGCCCUCAUGAUCCCCGCUACUGUUUUCUCCACCGUCGGCUUCCUCGGCUUCGGCAUGUGCGUUGAGCAGGGCCUCCCCCUCGCCUGGCCUAUGACAUUUAUGGCUAUCCACUCGCUGUCUGUUCCGUUUGCUUCGACAGCUAGUUUGACCUAUGUCAUUGAUUGUCAUCCCAGAGACGCCAAUCAGGCGUUUGUCACGAUCAACUUUACAAAAGCUGUGCUGACUUUCAUCGCUACUACGUAUGCCAGUGGUAUUCUAAUAAAUUAUGGGCCGACGGCGACAUUUAAUGGCAUUAUGAUGAUGAAUUUGGGUAUUAGUGCGUUUACGAUCCCAGCGUACAUUUUUGGAAAGCGGUUUAGGAGUCUUGUUGCUAGAAGUGCGUUUGCGCAGAAGUUGUCGGGUUAG